Cloeon dipterum is the source of this 5693-nucleotide messenger RNA. RefSeq names its product ankyrin repeat and IBR domain-containing protein 1-like. Lineage: Eukaryota; Metazoa; Arthropoda; Insecta; Ephemeroptera; Baetidae. Gene Ontology annotation, biological process: ubiquitin-dependent protein catabolic process; protein polyubiquitination; positive regulation of proteasomal ubiquitin-dependent protein catabolic process. The transcript is spliced from 18 exons. The coding region runs from base 704 to 4882 and encodes 1392 amino acids. Gene Ontology annotation, cellular component: cytoplasm; ubiquitin ligase complex. The record is from RefSeq and is a predicted model, not a curated record. Gene Ontology annotation, molecular function: ubiquitin conjugating enzyme binding; ubiquitin protein ligase activity; zinc ion binding.
GAUAUGAAGUCAAAAAUCAAUAAACCCACUUGCUGUUCUGACUUAGUAUGUUUCUUCGCAAUUUGAUUUUUUGCAGAUCUUUUUCAAAUAAGGGACAAUUUGAGUAAAUACUCCUUGUUAAUGCACAAGAGUAAUUCAGUUUCUACGGCUCUACAUGUCGCUACCCUAAAAUCAUCAUCAGCAUCAUCACAGCUGGAGCCUCCGGAAAAUCUCGAUUCGCUGGAAAAGUGGGUGCCGAGAUGUCACGAAUUUUCUGAGCAACCAUGGCAGUCGUUCGUAGUAACUCUGCACAGAAAUUAUUUGUGUUCAGAUAAGAGACGCAGUGAAUCUUGAAUGACAUCCGCGCCCAACAGAUUUUUACAGGAUGGUUUUCUCAGGCUCAGAUUUCAUAUGGCAUGCUUCUUAAACAAAAAAACGUUAAAUGAUAAGCCUGUCUCUAUAAAUAUUAAAAAACAGCAUCCUACUUGAAAAGCCCAUAAUCCUUCAUGAGAGAUAAAAAGCAUUAAAAGUGUGUGCUUUUGGACAAAGACUUUUAAAAUGGUAAACUACAAAUUACUUGAAAAACGAUGCUUCUGAAACUGUCAGACGCUUCAUCAGAUAUUAUAGUUGCUACUUGCAAACUCUGCAGAAGUUCAAAUAAACUGGUUAAAGGUUUUAUGCCAUGUGAGCGUGUUGGGGAAAGCUCCAACAAAUCAAUUCUAAUAUGGGGAGUGCCUCUUCGAAAUUCAAAAAGUACCUUCAGCAUGGGGACGAGUACGCCGCCAUGCAGGUAUUCCAAAGCUCUCCUGAGCUGAGAAAGCACCUCGACCCCAACCUCAGCUAUGGGGACAAUCACCAUCACAACACCGCACUUCAUUACGCUUCAAAACAUGGAAUGAAACAUUUGCUUCGAACUUUCCUAAACGACCUUGGAGGCAACCCAAAUAAGAAGAAUAGCAGCAAUGAGACGUCCCUUCACAUGGCCUGCAACCUUGCCCAGCAAAAGUCUCUCUCGGCGCAGGAGAGACGUGCUGCCUGUGUUACCCUAUUGCUGCAGUGGCGCGGAGUGCCGCUUUCCACAGGCGAAAAAGAAAAGGUUUCACUUGAAGCUGUUGACUACCGCGGUAACACUGCCCUCCACUGUGCUGCGCAAUCAGGACUGCAAAGAUGUGUAGAACACUUAGUAGCUGCCAAUGCACCUCUGUUCAUUGAAAAUAUCGACAAACUGACUCCCUGUGAUCUAGCAAUGCAAUUUGGACAUCAUGAAAUAGCUCAGUUUUUAGAAACCAAAAUGGUUUUCGUGGAUAAUAAUGACAUUUUAAAUGAAGAUGAGGUGUUGAGAUGCGGCACUUCUGAAGGCAAUGCCGAAAAUAAGGACCAAAAUAUGGAGGAAAAUGACGAGGAUGACGAGGUUUACACUGGUCUGAGGACGCAGGAUCUCCAAGAGGCAAAGGACCAGCUCUUAGUAGAGACUGCAGACAUGCUGCACAUUCCGCUCUUCACCGCAGAGGCACUGCUCAGGGACAAUGAGUGGUCUAGAGAAGCGCUUUUAGAAAAGUGGAUGAAAGACCCAGUGCUUUGCUGCCAAUUAGCGGGCGUACAGCCACCCCCGUCUGCACUGGAGCACUCUAGUCUGCUCCCUGCAGCAGAUGAAACUGCGCUAGGAUCACCCCCGGUCGUUCCAUCUCCAAUCAAAAAGAGGGAAAGGAUGCCAUUACCAUCAGAAGCUGAGUUUGUGUGCGAGAUUUGCACCUGCCCAAUGCCUCUUUGGGACGAACCAAUACAAAUGAGCUGCGAGCACCAAUUCUGCUUCUCUUGCUGGAAUAGAUAUUUAUCGAUGAAGAUUCAAGAAGGCGAUGCUCACCACAUUUUCUGCCCUGCUUUUAACUGUCACAUUUUAGUCCCAGUUGACAUAAUUGAGCACGUUGUCAGCGCGGAAAUGGCGAGAAGAUAUCUGCAAUUCGACAUCAAGGCUUUUGUGGAAACAAAUCGCAGCAUUAAAUGGUGUCCAUUGCCUGGUUGUGGUAGAGCUGUAAGAUUACCACCAGAAUCUCACGACAUUUCGCAACACCUUAGCACUUCUCACGCUGUUGAUUGUGGGAAUGGGCACUUCUUCUGCUGGGAGUGCUUGGGAGAAGCUCAUGCUCCCUGCGGCUGUGAACAAUGGAAGGAAUGGCAGAAGAAGAUUUCAGACAUAAAAUUAGAAGAGCUUAAGACAUCGUGUGCAGGAAGCGAGGAAGCUGCCAAUUGCUUAUGGCUGGUCACAAACUCAAAGCCUUGCCCCCACUGCAAGUCCCCCAUCCAAAAAAAUGAAGGUUGUAAUCACAUGAAGUGUUCAAAAUGUAAAUUUGAUUUCUGCUGGGUCUGCUUAGAAGCUUGGAAGAAACACAGUUCCGCCACAGGUGGAUAUUUUAGGUGCAAUAGAUUCGAAAUUGUCAGUCGCCUAGAUGAAAAGCAAGGCACCGUGCUCAAUGAGGCUGCUCAACGUAAUAAACAGCUGCAGGAGCUCACUCGAUUCCUGCAUUACUAUACCAGAUUUCGAAACCACGAAAAUUCCCAAAGAUUAGAAUUGCCGUUGCUCAGCGCCGUUCAACACAAAAUGCAGCUCUUGGCUGCGUCCUUACACAAAGCUCAAAACCCCAAGCCAGUAUUUUUUUCAGAUUCUGGCUACUCGUUAAAAUCACCCCGACUGCAAAAGGACACAAAAUUUAUAGAAGAAGCUGUCCGAGAGCUACUGAAGGCCAGAAGAGUUCUGUGCGGAUCCUACGUAUAUGGCUACUACUUGCUCGACAAUGGCUCCAACAAAACCAUGUUUGAGCUGAUGCAGAACGAGUUGGAGGAAGUAACAGAAAAACUGUCGGAACAAGUGGCUCGACCCUAUCUGAGAACACCACGCGCUGUUAUUAUGCAAACCACUGCACUGGCCAGAAAGAGAAGACACGAUUUCGUCAAAGCCAUUGAUAAGGGAUUGGCACCUCCAGAGACUCCACCUGAGCAGCGGAGGGACCAAAUGACUCAUUGUCAGGCAAUUGCUAAAACCUGGUUAAAAGAAGCCCCAGGAUCCAAUGUGCUGAAUUCUAUAUUUGAAUGGCCUCGAUUUGAAACUGAUCAAGAAGAGACUGCAGUUGAUUCAGUAGUCGAAAAGUGUGCACGGCCUAAUUGUGAUCGUCCGAGAGCCCGAAACCCUUGCACUGGUGCAACUUAUGAUUUCUGCAGUGUCAAUUGCAGCACAUCGACCCCAGGCUUGCAGCAUGAUGCUGAAAUCACGGCAGACGUAGAUCUUGUGAUAGCAUUAGAAAUGUCGCGCUUGCAAAUGAUAGAGGACCAAAUGAAAAAACAGCAGCGAGAAAUGCAAGAGGGCCUGGCAGGGACCAGUUCCGCACCGACUGUCAGCACUUCGUCUAAAGCUAGUCAGAAAUCUGAAGAUGAUUCACUGCUGAGGUUGGCUAUACAUCUCUCCCUUCAGGAGAACAAGUCCCAAAAAACCCCAGUCGUGUGUUCUGCAUGCGUUUCAAGCUUGCGAACCCCAUCUCCUCUGUCAAACGACAAUUCUAGUUCAGUCGACGUCACUGUGGAUUCAUUUCUUAAGAGCUUAGCUGCAUGCGACUUGGAAACGUUUGACGCUACCCUGCACCGGAGAUGGAAUGCCAAGCUUUUGGAGGACUCUGACUCCACCAUGAUAUGUUUCCAAAGUCACCACAGAACAGGGAUGGAGGAUGGGCGUUUUGAAAUAGGCGAAAUUCAUGAAAAUGGGGGUAGGUUCAUAGGUGAGGAAGAUGCUCAUUUGGCAAAAGUGAUGAGACGUUCUCACUCAACUGGGGAUUUGUGCACAAAGCCGACCACGAUCCCAACAUGCUCGUACUUUGACUCAGACCACAGCCACCACGAUGACAAGCCAGAGGAGCUAGCUCGUCGCAAUUUACGCCAGGCAGCUAGUGCAGAAGAUGACAGACCUUUGGACAGCAGCCCUUCCUGCAUAAUUAAUUUUGGUGGCCAGUCGUCAAUUGAAGACACUUCGGACUCGCUGAACGCCGACAUGGAGGUGUGCGGAAUCCUUGGGACCACUGACGACGACAGCAGCGAGCGGAAAGACGAGUCUGAAGAGCCUCUGCCCCCUCUCCCACCAAAGCCGAAGCAGGAUGUCUUUGUGCACAAAACAUCGACACUGAGAAUCCGCAUUUGCAAGUCUCCCAAGUUAGAAACCGACAGUUCUAACGAAUACGAGUCGGAAACAGGCAUUCCAAAGUCACCCACGCUGUUUAUAUCCGGUGUGUCCAUCAGCAGGACGCCGGAACCGAUGUCACCUGCCCUCGCGGCCCUCGCAGGCCGUCAGUCCCGCUCCUCGAGCCUCACUGUUCCGACUGCGAAUAUUUCUGCCUCUCCUGAUCCGAAUCAUUCUCCAAAAUCGCCACUUCUCGAGCCAAACUCACCUAGGGGUUCUCGAUCCUCCAGUUUAGUCGUGCCAUCAACCAACAUGCUGUCUUCGACGUCAACCUUGAGCGCAGGUUCGUCGGCACCAGCGUCGCCCACUUCACCUUCGUCCCCUAAACUCGCACAGUCGCCAAACGAAAACUCAAAUUCAUUACUGCACUCUCCUAAAGGAUCAAAGUCGGCUAGUGAACCUGAAAGAGAGAAAGAAAUGUUCAGAUUCCCAAAGUCAUCCACGGACGGCAAUUUGAGCUCGGUCUUACUUGUUCAAGAGAGCAACCUGAGUUCGGAUGAUUUCCAUGAAGCGCUAUUUCUGGAAAAGUCGCCUAAAUCCUCGAAAAGACGCAAAAAAUCAAAAAAGGACCGUAACAAAGAUCUAAGUGAUUCCUUGAAUGGAAAUUCUAAAUUAGGUACUUGUUUGUCUACCCCUAUAGCAGAAAGGAGGGCAGGUAAUGAAGCAAGCUCAAUUUUGUGAGACUUGCCGUGUGAUAAUGGUGAUAAGUUGAAAAGUGGUUCAGAAAUUUUUGAAGGAUGGACUGCGUUAAUUGGGUUGUUAAAUGGAGUUACUGUUUUUAUAUAAUAAGUAUUAAAAUAAUAGUAUUAAUGUUAACGCUACGUUCAUAACAUUAAAUUUGUCACUGAAUAUUGUGCGGCAGUAAAUUCGUAUCAUAAUUAUCUUAAAAAUUUCAAACUUAAAAUGGUCCGAGGUAAUACGUUUCAAAUAAAUAAUGUUUGCUGUCGCUGUCACUUCCUGGCAAGCAAGUUUUAUACACUGAUAAAUAUUUGACUGAUUUUUAAUCUAAUUUAGGUUCAAACUCGACAGAUUUCCCAGACCCAGUUUACUUCUCUGUGAUGUAUUCUGUAAUCAGCGGAUCAAUUUUAAAAAUAAUUUUGUUUAAAAGUGUGCAGAGGCAAAAUCUUUGGGUACCCCUCUUGAACGGCGAAUACAGUUAGUUCAAAGAGGCUCACUGCUGGGUUCCCUUGAAAUUUAUAUUAUAUAUAAUUAAUUUUGUCUCUUGUAACAUUUGAAGAGAUAUUUUAACUUACAAGAAUUUGAAGUUUUGUAACAUAAAACUAAAAUUUUGUAUGAAUUUUACUGGCAGAAAUUGAAAGUUUCAACGCUUUUAACACCUGACGCAUCAGAUUUAAUCAAACCAGUUAUGUAAAAUUGUAACUAAAUCAAUGGCCGAUUAAUGUUGGUUUGUAAAUGCAAGAAAAAGUCUUGCAAAAAAAUAAUAUAAAUAAUAGUUGUUGUGUUGCUGAAUAAAAGCAAAAUUUAACAGAAA